Molecule: messenger RNA, 9399 nt
Organism: Schistocerca nitens (vagrant locust)
Lineage: Eukaryota; Metazoa; Arthropoda; Insecta; Orthoptera; Acrididae
Product: TLC domain-containing protein 2-like
Exons: 6
Coding region: 337-1125 (262 amino acids)
Biological process (GO): membrane assembly; plasma membrane organization; phospholipid homeostasis
Cellular component (GO): plasma membrane
Source: RefSeq, a predicted model, not a curated record
UGACAAGUAGUGGAGAUCUUUGGAAAUGUGAUUACCCAAGCAAAUCGCAUUGUUUACAAAUGAGCAAUUACAUAUUUGUGUGAUAUUUGUAUGUCCUGUCAGGAAUCGUUGCACGCUAUGAUAGCUGUUUGUUCCGAAAGUAGCUGUAUACGGACUUACCCGACGUGUUUACUAAUACUAUGGUUGUAGAAUAUAUUGUCCAGUAUUUUGUGAUAAGAAAAUAAAUAGGUCAAGUUACAUAAUGUGUAUGUAGAUUAGUGUGUUGCAUGUUAUGCAACAACACAUGGUGUGUGUAAAUUUUAGCUGUUUGGAUGACACUGUUGUUUGGUGCGAAAAAUGGAUGCUACACAAGUGACGGGAACGAAUUUAGGAUACUUGUGGGCCAUUUCAAGUGGAAUUUUAUUCACUGUGAUCAAUUCUUGGGUACUUAACUCUUUGAUUCCUAAAAGCGCGGCACACACUGCUCCUCAAAAGUGGAAAUGGAAGAACACGGCCAAUUCUCUGUUGCAUUCUGUUAUAAGCGGUGCGUGGUCAUGCUUGUGCUUCUGGCAGUCUCCUGAAAUGAGGCAGGACCUUAUAUCUAAAUACACAGCAUCUGCCCAUGGAGUGAUUUCCUUUUCCACUGGUUAUUUCGCGUAUGACCUGAUAGACAUGAUACUGCAUCACAGAAAAAGAAGUAGCUAUGAACUCAUGAUCCAUCACAUCUUUGUGCUUCUAUGUUUUGGUCUAUCUGUGACAACACGAUUCUACCUGGGGUAUGGUCUGGUGGCUUUGUUAGUUGAAGUUAACAGCGUUUUCCUGCAUACAAGACAACUGAUGUUGAUACAAGGCAUUAAUAAACGUGAUUCCCUUUAUCGACUCAAUAGUACAUUGAACUUAGUGACGUUUAUAGUUUUCCGGAUAAUGACGUUGGGCUGGAUGACGAGAUGGUUGGUUCUCCAUCGAGAUGAACUCACUCUAACAGCUUUUUCAUUGGGCAGUAUAUCUAUGGCUGUCAUUAUGUUGAUGAACAUAAUACUUUUCUUGAGAGUGUUAAAUGCCGAUUAUCGACAAAGACCAGCCCGACAAACCAUUUUACAUGAAGAACCUGCAGACUGCAAAGGUCACACUAAAGUAAAAAGCUAAUUUAACGCAGACCAGUUAUUCAUUUAUGUUGUGUAACUAUUUUUGUAAUGUAUGUAUUAAUGACAUAUUUUGUACCGCUGUGUAUUGCAUACUUCUUAAGAAAAAACUAAUAUGCCAAGAAUUGGACUGUUAUUGUAUGAAACUGGAUAAUUAUUGCAAGAUGUUUCUGUCUAACUUAAGUAUUUUUAUAUGACUUUAUUUUUGUACCGAUGCUUAUAUAACUAUCAUUCCUAUUUAUAGAAUGACAUUUUGUUAUUUAAUUGUUGUUAUAAAGAUUGAAAUGAAGAGCAGAGACAAAAAUCAGAGUGUAAGUGGUAAUGGGAAUUUUAUAUGUAAUUCAUACAGUAUCCAUUUUGUUCUAAACUACUUAAGUGGUAAAAUCAUGUAUCUAAAUGUUUGUGUUCAUAUUUGUGAUGUAAUGGUGUACCUGUACCAAUCUACUACCAAAGUUACAGAAUUUCUGUGUGUGUUCAUCAUUUAAUAAAGAGUAGGAUUGUUUAAUCAUACAGUGAGGGCUUUCACAGCCGGUACUGGUGUCCUUGGUGAUUUUUGUUAGAGGACAUUAGGCUGUGGUCCAAGGCUUAUUUCUGUGUGUAAUGUUUUUUCUCCUAAUGCUGCCGAAAUCACUGCUGGCUAUAAUGACUUGGAAAGCAGUUGCUAGCUCAACAAACCAAACAUUAUCAGUUCACUGCCAAAGAUUACGGAGUCACACUAAUGUAUAUUAUGGAGCUUUUAGUGGGGAAAAGUUGGGCCUGUUUGCUAUAUUUCACACUAAGAUGCACUACUUGUCUAGUUUCAAUCCUUUCUUCAUUUCUGUUAAAGUUUUUUUCUUUUGCUUUUGAACUUCUAUGGCCCCUCUGUACUUCAUAGAAUAUUAGUGAUUGGGUCAUGAUAAAACCAAUUAUUAUUAUACUAGGAUGUACAGAGAGGCCACAAAUUCAAAAUCACAAAAACAACCUUGACAGCAAAGAAGGAUUAAAAUUGGCUUGAGUGCUAAAAAAAGCAAACAGGACGAACUCUUCAUCACUACUAGCUCAUAACACACGUUGGUGUGUUCUUUGGUGUAUUGACUCACAAAAUGGCCAUUGCAUGGAUACAUAUAAAGAGUUCUGAGCUCAUAGCUGCUUUCUGAAUAGUUACUGCCUCUGAUGAUGUCUCCAUCAUUGAAAGAUGAAAUGCUAGGCAGAUAAAUAUGUCUCCAACAACAAAAUUCAUCAAGUAGUAGUGUUUGUUACGUUUGUGUGAGUCAAAUUGUGUGCAGACUCACAGUAUUCCAAUUUAAGAUCAAGUAACUGGUGCUUUAGACCACUAGAUAUACUAUUUCAAAUAUGUGUACAAGGACUAAUGUUAUUUCAGUUUACAUUUGUGGUAAUGGCGCAUGAUACUUAAAUUCCAAAUAUUUCGUUACAACAUUUUUGUUGGAAUUAUAAAUUAUGGAACUACAUAAUUUAUGUGCUAAAAGGCACAUUUCUGCAAAUUAGAAGAUUCCUUAUUCGAUCAUCAUGGGUCCAUAAAAUGAAAGGUCUAGUUUUGUAAAGACAAUGACAACAGUUCAUGUAGCAUGCUUUUACUGUUUUGAGGUAACACAUAGUUCCUCAUUGUGAUUACCACAUGUAGUGAAAGUAAUGAAAUGUAUGUAAAUUUGAUUUACAAUAUUAUUUCCCAAGUCCUCAUUACACAUGAGAUUUUUCUAUAGUGUUUCAUCUUGAUUUGUGUUGCAGAUUUUUAGAAACUCACCAUAGAGCGUAGACCAUUAGAAUUUUGUGCAUUAUAUCAGCUAUGUACAAUAUACCAUCUGUACUCACAGGACACUGUAAAGUGAUUAUGGAAGAUAUUUUUAAUAUCACUGUUAUUAUUGAUGAUUUUAUUGCGAGUUCUCUUGUGACUCAUGUCUAACUAAUUUAACAUUAUCCUCUGUAUCCCCUGAGUUAUUUUCAAAAUUACCAUAGAGAACUGUUUCCUCAUGUUUUGUAAGUAGGUGUCACGAGAUGAAUGGCUUUUUGCUUUAAGUGUCCGUUAGUGUAUGUUUUCUCAAAAGGAUAAAUUGUGUAAAUUCAACAAAGUAAAUUUUGAGCAUGUAGUCCUUUAGUUUUGCAGUAUAUUCCACAGCUCCAGUCUUAUUAGGAGCUACAGCUUGAGUAAAGGACAAUAACAAGAAGCAUUAGUAUUUUGUUAGCGGUCUCCUGAUGUUUGACUCAAAGUUUCCUAGUAGCAUUGGUGUUGUAAAGUGGCUUUAUCUACUUUUAGUUUAUGAGAAGAGAUGUUCUAGAGUUUUCUUAUUAAUUCUAUGUUUGAAAGUUGUGACACAGUAGAGCCCAGUAAUUCAAAUUACAACAAACUCAGAUAAUAUGAAAAUAUCACUAAAUCAAUGGGAAAAAUCUACAUCUAAGUCAUACUCCGCAAGCCACCUAAUGGUGUGUGACUGAGGGUAUUUUCAGUACCACUAUCUGAUCCCUCCAACCCUGUUCCUCUCGUGAUUAGUGCAUGGGAAGAAUGAUUGUCGGUAAGCCUCUGUAUUGGCCCUAAUUUCUCGAAUUUUGUCUUCGUGGUGAAUACACAAGACAUAUGUGGCAGGAAGUAAUAUGUUGUCUGACUCCUGAAAAGUGCUGUCCAUAAAUUUCAGUAGUAAAUCUCUCCAUGAUGCACAAUGUCUCUCUUGUAAUGUCUGUCAGUGGAAUUUGUUUAGCAUCUCCAUAACGCUCUCUCGCCAGUUAAGCGCCCCCAUGAUGAAUCGUGCCACUCUUCGUUGGAUCUUCUCUAUCUCCUCUAUCAGUCCUACCUGAUAGGGAUCCCAGAUAGAUGAACAAUACUCAAGAAUCAGGUGAACAAGCGCCUUAUAAGACACUUCUUUCAUGGAUGAGUUACAUUUCCUUAAGAUUCUUCUGAUGAAUCUGAGUCUUGUGUCUGCUUUUCCCACUAUCUGUUUUAUAUGGUCAUUCCACUUAAGGUCGCUCUGGAUAGUUUCGCCUAGAUAUUUUACGGCAGAUGCUGUCUUCAGCUGUUUGUCAUCAGUAGUGUAGCUGUACAGUAGUGAAUUUCUUUUCCUAUGUAUGCGCAAUAUGUUACAUUUGUUUAUGUUCAGAAUCAACGGCCAGAGUCUGCACCAUUCAUCAAUUCUCUGCUGGUUGUUCUGCAAAUUCUUACUAUCUUCUGGCAUUGCUACUUUGGUAUAAACAACUGUGAAUAGCCUUUAAGAGCAUCCGACGCUUACUACUAGAUCAUUUAUAUAUGUAUUGUCAACAGCAAUGGUCCUACAACACUUCCCUUUCGUACUCCGGAUAUUACCUUUACAUCUGUCGAUUUAGUCCCGUUAAGAGCGAUAUGUUGAGUUCUGUCUGCAAGAAAGUCUUGAAUCCAAUUCCAGGUCUGCUCUGAUACUCCAUAAACAUGUAUUUUUUUCAUUGAAUGGCAGUGCGGGAUGGUGUCAAACACCUUACUGAAAUCAAGGAACAUGGCAUCAGCCUGAGCGCCUGUCCACUGUGCUGUGGAUCUCGUGGAGGAACAGAGCGAGCUGAGUUUUGCAGGAUCUCUGUUUGCUGAAUCCAUGUUGAUUUUUGUAGAGGAACUGUUCAUUUUCCAAGAACAUCAUAAUUCUUGAGCAUAAAACAUGUUCCAUAAUUUUACCAUCAUGAAUAAAUGUUUAAAGAGCACAAAAAUUAUUAAAAAAAUAAAUAAACAGUAUGGUAGCUAUGUAUUACAUACAUGAGCACACAUUUCCAAGCUGCAAAAGAAAUUGACCGUAGCCCUUUGUUUUAAAAUAGAAUCUUAUUUUUUAGCAACAGUGUUACGCCAUCUUCUAAGAACCAUGUCAGUUCGAGUAGCUUCUGCUUGCUGCCUGAUAUUAUGCAGUGCCAGAUCUAGCACUGGCAAAACCCUUGGUAUGAGUGAUCACUAGUACAACUUCUUCAGGCAAUUCCUCAUUGUCUCCAGUAGGUUCACUAACCAUUUCAGCAAUUGCAACAUUGGUCACUUCAGACUGUUCAUCCUUUCUAAAAUAUCACUUUUAUUCGCGUUUUCACAUACAGCAAGCUUUUUCAUCAGUUCUGGCAAUGGUAGGUCAUCUUCGUCUGUACUGUAGGUAUCCAUUUCAUUCUACAGAAUCUGGUUCCAAGACGUUUUUAGUGUGUCUGCCUUUAUCUCAGACCAUGAAUCGGCUAUCCAGUGAACUAUGUCUUUUUAUCGUAGUGCCUGAAUCAAAUGACGACGAUAACUUUUUUUCAAGCAUUGUAGAAUGCCUUGAUCCAUACACUGAAGUAAAGUCGUCAUAUUAGGGGUAAGAACAAUGUGCGAAUACUGCCAGUUGUACCUCAUCAGGGUGUGAACCAGCGUUGUCAAAUGUUAAGAUUGCUGCACAAGGCAAGCACUUUUUUGUUAGGUAUCUUUUAGUCACUGGAACAAAAUCAUCGAAAAACCACUUCUUAAAAAUAUUUUUGUCCAUCCAGGCAGCGUUUUGGUGGACAUAUGUUACAGACAAUGCGGAAGCUGUGAUAUUUUUAAAAGCUGUAGGUGAAGCAGACUUUCCUAUUACCAGCAGCUUCAAUUUAUGGUCUCCACUCGCUUUCAGUGCAGCGAGAACUGUUAACCUCUCUUUAAAUUUUUUGUUGCCAGGGCAGCCUCCUCCUCUUUUGAGCCUGGAGUUUUAGAUGGAAGCAUUUUAUAAUUUAACCCCAUUUUAUCAUAGCUAUGUAGUUGAUCAGGAGUAAGAUAUUCUUUCUGUAUAAUUUUUCUUAAUUUCUCACAAAAUUGUGUAACAGUUUGAGAAUCAACAAGUUUUUCACCGCAAAUUUCCAGCUACCUUAUGCCGUAUUACUUGUUCCACCUACCCAACCAUCCUGAAUGUGCAGUAAAAUCUUCCUCACCUUCCUUAAACUCAUUUCUAAAAAACAGCUUUUUGUUGCAGAAUAGGCCCUGGAAUUUGAUUUCCUUUUUGUCUUUGUUAAGUAAACCAAACGAGUAAAGCUUCACUGUGUUUACUUACUCAGAUUUUCUCAUCCAUUCAAAUGACAAAAUAGAACAGUUGUUUGGUGAAAACUUCUUAAUUUUGUCUCUUGUUUUUAUGCCAGUCACCGGCCGUUGUGACCGAGCGGUUCUGGGCACUUCAGCCCGGAACCGCGCUGCUGCUACGGUCGCAGGCUUGAAUCCUGCCUCAGGCAUGGAUGUGUGUGAUGCCCUUAUGUUAGUUAGGUUUAAGUAUUUCUAACCCUAGGGGAAUGAUGAUCUCAGAUGUUAAGUCCCGUAGUGCUCAGAGCCAUUUGAACCAUUUAUGCCAAUCUCGAACUGUCUCUUCACUGACUGUCUUUUUAAUCUUCCUCCUUUGUAUAGUUUGAAAAAAGCCUCCAGUUUCACAUUCAAUGGCACAGUUUUUCUCAUAUUCCUAUCACUCAUUGUAAUCUGUGAAUUAAAACAUUAAGAAACUCACAGUUACAUAUUUGCAGUACACUGUUCAUACAUACAACACCUUUAAACUAAUGUGACACAGGUGGGCUCACUACCGUACAGAUGUUACUACACAACCAACUACACUGUGCAUACACAUUGGUCAGCCAUUGGUGUAAAAUGUGUAAAGUAUUUUUUCUUAGGCAUAUUGUAUUUUAAUGACCACUGUUGCCAAGUAGGCCCAUGCACUGUACAACUGAUUGUCAGGUGGUCCCAGUUAUUGAAGAGCUGACAGAGAAAGAGCAAGCACACUCCUCGAAACCUGAUAGUACCUGUCCAUUUGUAAUAGAAUUGCAUUAGCAGCCUGAGGCCAAGAUUAUUUCUGUGCAUUAUGAACAAAUACUCUAACUUGUACAGUUUUACCUGUAUUGCACAUUGAAAAUCGAAAGUCUGUAAAAUGUACCUGUGGACAGCUCAUUGAAAUGGGUUUUUAAUUUACUUUUAUGUAAAAUUUUAUUUUUCUUAAAACCAGCUUGAAUUACACGGAACCUCGAAAUAUUGGGGCUUUACCGUACUGUCUGAGUAGAAUUGAUGUCCUCAUGAUGUACUGAUUUCAUAAGUUUAUUUUGAAAAUGAGCUUGUUCCCAUUAAGAUGAUAUGACAAUCACAGAUCAAGAUUAACAGAUGAAUUCUAUAGUCUUUUAGUCACAGAAAAAGUUUCCAGAGCAGUGCCACAUUGUGUUUUUGUUGGGUUAUAUUGUCAGUUUGUUGAAAAGGCACAUUGCUUAUGACUGCCUGUGUGUACCUGUCUAUGUCUUUCCAUUUUAACCUUCCUCAACCUAUCCCUCUCCCCUCCCUGAACAAGAAACUAUUAGUUCCAAAAGCUAGAUAUUGAGUCACUUUUACUGUUAUAUGAGCCAUUUGGCAGUAAUGCACCUUUUAUGUGUCCUGAAGGUAUGUACUGGCCAAUAAUCUUCUCUCAAAAUUUAUUGGGACCUCAGUUGAAUUGUCCUUUGAUACAAAUGUUCUAAGUACAUUGUCUGUAGUUCUUGGUUAAACUAAAUUAAGUAAAUUUAUUUUCUAGGUCUAUUGAUGUCAGGUUUUCACGUAUAAUUUUUAUGAUACCAUGUACUCUAAAGCUAUUUUAUGUAUUUUCUUGCUAAAUUCUAGCUUAGAUAUUAAGCUGUUUCAAGGUAUAGAAACAUAUACUAAAAACACCAACAAAUUAUUUCUCACUGCAGUCUUUCUCAGAAGGAACAAUUCAACAACAGUUCAACAUUUUAUAAAUCGGAGGGUCCAUACUCCUGCACCACAUACGUAGUUUGUAAGCAUUUGUGAUAAUACUAGUCUUGAUUUCAAAUUAAAUGAACCCUGGCAGUUCUGAUGUGCGAAUAUGAAAAAAAUUACUUUUUUGUUUAAUGUAAGCCCUUCAUUUCAUGUUAAUUAGGAAGUGAAAAUAUUUUUGUAUUCUAUGAUCAUGAGAAUAAUGUAUUUUAUUACAUGAGGCAUUUUCUCUUCAGAUCUUUACAUCACUACUGCCAAAUUAGAAGGUUUAAAGGGUAAGCUAUGGAUUACAUUCAGGGGAAGCUUUCUGACCAUUUAGUUUUAGCUGUUACAUCACUUCCCUAAUUGCUGAAGGUAAAUAUCGGGAUGAUUCCUUUGGAAAGAACAAAUCUUGUUUCUUUCCUAUCAUUGGUCAGUCCCAACAUGCGCCCUGUCUUUAAUUAUCCUAUUGUCAAUGGGACAUUAAAUCUUAAAUCCUUGUUUUAAAUCUUACUACAAGUGGUAACAUUGCACAUUGUCCCAUUUUGUGGUUUACAUGCCAAACAAUUCUGCAACAUGGAUAUACUCGAAUGUGCCACUUAAAUUGGCAUGAAUUUCUUAGCAGCACAAGCCACAAUUACAUCAUCUUGUAAGCAUAUUAUGAUAUAAUCAUUGCAUUGGUGUUGCAUGUGAUUAUUAUAUUACUCUGUAUUAGUUCAGUUUUUGUCUUCUAUUUUUCAUUGUUCACAUGUUCACAGAUGCUUUCUUUCUUAUGAAUUGUAUUAAGAAACUUACAAAUUGUUAAUAAAAUUAAGAUAUUUUGUGUCAAGCCUGUAUUGGUCAUAAAAUUUGGAUGCUGAAUGUUGCAGCUGAAAAUUCGGUGGAGAGAGCAGAAAUACUAGUGUGUUACGUUAAUAUCUCAUUCUGAAUAGAUACCAGCUGUCAUUCUUCUGAUAGUUAUAUGUAUUUUUACUGACCAUACUAUGUAGGCAGAUGACAUAGAAAUUAUUUAUUUAAUCAUACUUCAAGCUUCGCAAGUAAACAUUUUAAUAAUCAUAUGACAUUUGUCAAGAAAAGCUUGUCUACUUUUGUGAUAAACUAACAUGCACAAGAAACCAUCGUAUAAAUGUUAUGAGCAUCGUGUAACAUCUCAGGCUUCAUCUCUCUCAGGGUAUUUUGUUAAUGAGGGUAGCAGCAGUGUGUUACAAAUUGCUGUCUGAAAGUAGCACAUUCUGUUUAAAAGCAAGUAUUUUUAUAACUUUCUGACUUGGACAUGAGACAGCUGUUCCUGUGUAAAAAUUAACCUUUGAAUGUUUGAUCUCUAAUGCAAAAUAAGGAUGAAAAAUAUGAGGAUAGACAACUUGUAAUUCCGAGGAUGAAAAAUAUGAGGAUAGACAACUUGUAAUUCAGAGGAAGUAUUUAGCAAUGGAUAGGCAUACAGAAGUGUGAAUAGUUAUUGUAGCUCAGCUAUAUACUUCAUAACAGUGUAGUAUGCAUGUGCAUGUAAUCGUUCUUUCUGUGCUGUAUGGCAGCUAGGUGGACAUAAUUGCCACCUCCACCUCCCUAUCCCCAGCAUAAUGUUAAAUGCAAAGUACAGUAGAUAACUCAAUAAAAUAAUAUUGAGAAGAGUUCAAA